AUGUGCAUGACAUCAGACCGUGUGACUGUGUGGGAAAUAGAUAUGAGAGGUUUAGGAAAGUAUUUCGGGGGGGAAUUCUUUGUUAAUAUUACCACCUAUUGGGGUGGCAACGUGCUAACCUCUGCCAGGCUCUCUCUGCCCUCCAUGGCCUCCAGGGCAUCUUUCCCAGAGGUCACCAAUGUCACCAACUACCUCAGAGAGAACGGUAGUGGGGUCUGUCUGGACCUCCAGGUGAUUGACAACGUGCCGGGAGCCAAGGUGGAGGAGGAGUCAGAAACGCAUCACUUCCUGGCUGGGAACCUGUACAAGCCCAGGAGACGGUACCAGUCCCACUACAGCAGACACUUCAUGACAGUAGGGGACCACGAGCGUCAGGACAGAGAGAUCUUCCAGAGAAAUAUGAAGAGUCGCAUGGAGACGUUCAAGACCACCCGACACAAACGCCACAGCCACAAGAAGGACCGCAGCCAGAAAAAGGCAGGGAACCCUAAAAGAAAUGAUUGGAUGUUAUUAUCUCUGUGUAACUUCAGCAGGGAGCCAGGAUAG
Messenger RNA from Oncorhynchus nerka (sockeye salmon), 546 nucleotides. RefSeq names its product sodium/hydrogen exchanger 5-like. The record is from RefSeq and is a predicted model, not a curated record. Gene Ontology annotation, biological process: sodium ion transport; regulation of pH. NCBI's taxonomy places the organism in Eukaryota, Metazoa, Chordata, Actinopteri, Salmoniformes, Salmonidae. The transcript is spliced from 4 exons. Gene Ontology annotation, molecular function: sodium:proton antiporter activity. Gene Ontology annotation, cellular component: membrane. The coding region runs from base 1 to 546 and encodes 181 amino acids.